ACGACACUUUCUAGCCUUAUUUAAUGCGAAAAACGAACGAAAAAUACUGAGCCAAACGCAACUCACGCGCAGCAGCUAUUUGUAAAACGGAGACUGAAAACAAGAGCGAGCGCACUCACACACACGCACAGGCUGGUGCCGUUGCAAGAGAGAAAGAGAGCAGAGAACGACGACGAGGGCUUAACACUCGCCAGGCCAGGGCUACCGAAGAACGUGAGUGGUUCAUUACAUGUUGGUUUGAACAGUGAUCAAACUACUUAUUGCCAGCCUAAAAAUAUUCACAUACAUUUUGUGCCUGGCAGUGCUGUGUGUGACUCGUCUCUCUUGCGGCGCAGCUGUUCUCGACACUGUGUGUGUGAGAGUUUCAGUGGUGGCGUCGUGCAAGUGCUCUCAAAGAGGGUUGAAUUACUUGGAAUUAUCUGGACCCCGUUGCCAACCGGUAAGAGCGGACGCCGUCCCUGUUUUCGUUCGGUUUGUUUUGUCAUUUUCUGUGUUUUUAGUUGCCGGCCCAUUGUUGCAUCGGAGAAUUUGUGGAAAUCUAGUGGACCUUACCGCUCUUGCUUUGUAAGAUUGUAAGUCAUAGAUAUUCACAUUGGCAUUACGGGAAAUACAAAAGGUAGCGCGCCAACCAGCUGGUGUGCGCAGGUGACAAAAGUGUCGAAUACAAUAUCGUCUCUCUCUCUCGUACUAAAAUGAACACUCGGGCUAGCUGCCGGACCCCGACAACAAGUGAUGUAGUGGGACUCGAUAUCGGUAAAAGCAUCCUAAGCAAAACUCCGACUCCUGAAAUAAAGGAAAAAAAUAUUAAAAUAUGCCGCUUGGUUGCCAAAAAUCCUUGCCUUUUUGAUCGAUCUAAUGAGGGAUACAACAGAAAGUCGUUCAUAAAGAGAGUCUGGAGGGAUAUAUCUCAUAAGAUGCAUGAUUCUAUCAAUAGCUGCAAGGAGCGUUGGCGUAAUAUUCGUACGAGCUACGCCCGAUCCAUAAAAGAUGGAUAUAAUCAAACGCGUACGUACUAUUUAAGCGGUGAGCUUGCGUUCCUCCGACCUCACAUCACACCGGGAGUUCCCAGACGUCCGCAGGGCCGACGCUCACGAGCUAAUAAUACUGUCCGUAACGUCGACAGCAACGAGCAAAUAUUUGGCAUGGAGCAUGCGCAAGAGAAGUUGGAGCCCGACCACGAGCCCAACGAGGAGACACGCGACGAGGAUACGGAAAAUGAUGGAAGCAAUGCCAAGGACUAUAAAUACGAGAACGGAGCGGUAGCCGUGCCAUGGCCAUCUAUCAAUUCCGACGAUGCCUUCCUUCACGGUAUCCGUCCCGAGAUGGAACAGAUGAACUUUCGUCAGAAGCUUUGCUUCAAGCGCCGUGUGUACGCCUUGCUCGGAGAGAUAUUUGAUAGUACAGAAGCCGCACAAAUCUCCCACCACCAGAUGGCUGCCCGUUCCAAUGACAACGAAGCCAUGUCGACUUCAUCAGCAUCACUCGUGCAGACUUCUCGUUCGACAAAGAAAUCAAAGCCUAAAAAAGGAUUAUGCUAAUCCUCAAAAGCUAUAAUUUACUAAAAAUAACACUGAAAAAGUUCAAAUAAAUACAACUAUAAAAUGUA
Messenger RNA from Drosophila subobscura, 1606 nucleotides. RefSeq lists its product as uncharacterized. Lineage: Eukaryota; Metazoa; Arthropoda; Insecta; Diptera; Drosophilidae. Bases 693 to 1538 code for a protein of 281 amino acids. Gene Ontology annotation, molecular function: DNA binding. The transcript is spliced from 5 exons. The record is from RefSeq and is a predicted model, not a curated record. Gene Ontology annotation, biological process: regulation of transcription by RNA polymerase II. Gene Ontology annotation, cellular component: nucleus; transcription regulator complex.